AUGUCGAUAAUAAGAGAUUCUCCGGACCUGAACCCCAACCCUCGUUCAAGUGAUUCAAUACCAACCCCUUCCAUACAAAAUCUGCAAUUUCCAAUAUCCGCAGAAGAAGAAAAGGACAUCAUGCCGAGAUCUGUUUAUAGGGUCCUCUGCCGGAAAAAUCUACAACAAAAACCCGAUUCGAAAACGGGCAGUAGUAUUAAAGAGAGAGGUUAUGAUUUCAGCAGUUCCACAAAUUCCGAUUAUCGAAAUGCCAUUUUCUCAGUAGCCAAGAAAAAAUGUCACGGCAAAACUUCUUCCAAAGAAAUUUCAAGCAAAACCGGACUUAGCUCCGAUACCUCUAAGGAUCCUACUCCCGAUACCAAAACCCCGGAACGCUUAGAAACCUCAGAAAAACUGCUAGACUCCCAUCACGAAGUAUCCAACAAACCAAAACACCUCAAUGGCCCUGAAUGGCGUCGGCCCUGCAGCGCAAGUUUUGUUCCAGGCAUACCCCGCAAAUUCCUCGGAACCUGCCCGCCAAAUAUUGAACAAAUCGCCAGAAUGUCAAAGACGCGACAGAAAUUCUUUCUUACCCAGGAUCCGCGUAAGACCCAUUGUUUAGUUAAUCCAGAAAUAUUCGAUUCGAAGGCCUAUUCGAAAGAGAAGGAAUUCCGAACAUUGACAAAUAUGGUGAAAUAUGGACAAAAUACAUGUUCGCCAGGGGUGGUGGAGAGAACUUCGGAGGCCUCCGGAGAAUCGCAUAUUUGUGAAGUUAUUGAUUUGGAAAAUCCAUUGGGGCUGGAUUUUCAGGGUUUGGACUAUAAGAAUACCUAUCAGCAGGAUGAACAGGAUUUACAAAAUCAAAGAAAUUAUCGAAGGUUGGAGAGGUACAUGGAAAGGAGGAGGGUAAAGGCGCAGACGAAAAUCGAUGUUGAUGAGGAAAUGCAUCAGGAAAGGUUGAGGGUCCCUGUGAGCUUCAAUGUCCGAGAUCGUGAUCCUCCCCACCGACCAACUCCUCCACCGCAACCAAUUAAAUUGGGAAAGGUCUGUCGCUCAGAGGAAAAGCCUAUAAAUCGCCAGAAUAUUGACCUGGAAAAGCAGAGACGUGGAGAUCGUUAUCGAGACCUCUAUUUGCGAAAAAGAGAUUACGAAAACCAGCAAAGGGAAGAGGUCCAACAAAAAGAGCAGAACUGUAAAGAAAAUAUCGGAUUGAUUACGGCCCAGAAACAAUUUCAAAAUAUCUCCAAAAAAGCUCAGGAGUUGGCCAAGAGGGCCUUGAAACAAGAAGAAGAAUUGAAGACCAAAAACGAGGCACCAAAGAUAGAAUCUCCACCCAAAGUUGAGUGCCCAAAAGAGACCUUAGAAAUAAAAGAUGCUACUCUAAAAGUUGGCAGGGUGCGAAGUAAAUGUAUGCUAAGAGGCCAGAUACCUGAUGAGGUGCCCAAAAAAUCCAAACCUGAAAAUGCCGCUAAGCCCUGCCUUAGCCGUGACCAAUGGCUUCGCCAACUGGCGCCCAAGCGAGAAAAACUAAAAUUAGAUGUUGAAAUCGGUCUCCGGAAGUCCUUCAAACCCGAUGAUCCCAAUCUCAUACUUUUCCAACCCAGAUUUGGCCACAGACCACCCAAGGCAGACAUUUCAGCGGUUCGGGAGUUUCGUCUUAAACCACUUGGGCGCCAUUAUGACAGGGUUUUACGCAAACCCAUGAAAUUUCUGAAGCCUAGGCUUCGUUAUUCGGUGAAAAAAUUCAAUUUGGUGGGUUAUCGUUAUGGCCACCUGGGGAAACAUUUGGAUUCACUCCUCCCCCAAAAACCUGGGGGAAAAUUCCCCCUGCAACCAAUUGAUGAAUUUAUUGCAGGGAAGGAAAGGGAGAAGCAGCAUCGAUUGGAGGAAUUGAAAUUAAAACGCCUCAAAUUAUUGGGUAUAACCUGUGGAACGCUGAGGAGGGGGGUAGGGCAAAGGAAAUCGCAAUAUUCCUCCUCAAGUUCGGAGAGGGAAUGGGUACCUGAAAAACUGCAGCAGAGUGAAGAUUUGGAAGUUCCCCUUGAAGAGAAGAUUUUGAGGGGUCUUAACGAGAGAACCAAUAUGCCGGCCCCGAAAUUUCGAGAACCCACCUUGCGUCAACAUCCCAGGCGUCCACGAGACUACGACGGACAAAGGGUACCUUCCUUAAUUUUUGAUGAAAUUGUCAAGACCACCACCUUGCCCUAUUUAUAUAAGUUACCUGAGGACAGGGUGAACCCGGCAAAUACCGCGACACUUCCUCGAAGACCCUUUACGGAAUUCCUGGAGUCCCGACAUCACCACGCGCACUGGAAUCCCACCGAAAAUAAAUAUGUCGAUGUCCAUUAUCAACCGGAUAUUGUGCGUCCCGUAACCAUAGAAAUGAAGAAGAGUUCGCAGGAUCGAAAAUUUGUUAAAGAAGAAAAAUUCGUGGCAGCUGAACCCCCUUGUGGCAAAAAUGUGGAUAAAAAUCUAACCUUGCCGGAGUGGAAUAUUGAGGAGCUAAUGGAGGAUUAUAAGAAAAUCCAAGGGAAGAAAAUGGGUGCUAAGGAGGCUCAAAGUCAGGGUGGUGUUAAAAAUCUUUGCCAGCCAAGGGAUUUUAUUUUCCACUCCCGGGAUCCCAGGGAAUUUGAGGGUUUAAUAUAUCCCGGAAGAGAGGAAUAUUUGAAAUUUCUAAGGGAAAUAAAACAGGCUAUGCGGGACGGUAAUGUGGCAGAGAAAGAAUCGGAAAUACCUGAAGAUCUUGAGCAGGACCUCAAAAGCAUUGAGAGCUGUUUAUCCUCCCUCAGCAGCUCCCAGUGUACCAAUCUCACGAACGAUAGUGGCAGCUAUUUGCUGAUGGAGGGUGAGGAGAAAAUACCCUUGGAUUUUAUACGCAAGUCUCUGGUACCCUUCGAGGAGCUGCAGAGGUCUCGUUUCCAGGCCGAAGCCAUCGAUGUUGAAAGGGAGGAAAAUAAUCCCUUCCGUGUGCUACCCUUUGCAGGUCAAAAGAAGGCUCAAAGGGAAUUGACAAGGCCGCGGGAUAAAUUUUUCACCUUUACUUCGCGGCUGAAAAAUGGCCUACGCCUAAGGCUCCAGGUAUCCCCCAAACGAAAGGAGGAACUAAUGGUUGGCAAAGCUACACGGAAAUAUCCACCCCGCGUUGCCAACGACAUUGAUGAGAAUUACAUAAAAGUGCUGGAAAAUCGUCCCGCCAUUCGGAUGUUCAAUUAUAAAUCCUCUCGUUUUCUGAUCAAGGAUGCCCUGCGUUUGAAAUUCGAGUCAAUGGUGGUGCAGGGUGAAAUGGUGCGCACCAAAAUCUAUGAUCGCAUGAAUUGGCAACACUGGUCCGCAAUGCAACAGCUGCGAAUGUUGUACGAUAAAUUGUUCGAUAAAUGGGAGAAGUUGGAAUAUGACAACAGCAUGGCAGUGGUGUAUCAGGUCAAGGCAUUCUAUGAUGAAACGGAUCGUUUGAAAACGGAAUUAAAAAAUCAAGAAAAAGAGCUGACGGGGCUGAAUAUGGACAUUGUCUUUACGGAGGCCCAUUGGGUCCGCUGCAUUAUGCUGCAAAAUUUCCAUUAUCUAUUAGGUGAUCAUGAGUGGAGGGUGCAGCAUGAUUGGAUUCACCGGCUACCCUUGGAGGAAGAAGUAGCUAACACCUCCUCCUCCGAGGAACUUCAGGACCCCCUAUACGCCCUGGAAAACUAUGAAGCCUCCAUAAUGAAAAGAUCCCGGGUGAAUAUACGCCAGCGGGACAAAGAUGAUGCCUGGGCCAUAAAGUCCUACUACGAAGAGGUGUAUCUUCCCAAUAAACACCCGAACCUCAUUGUUUUCCCCACUGCUGAAAGCUUCCUCCUCGGCCUGGAUCAGCUAAAGGCCAAAACAUUUCUCCUCCUAUUGGAAAUGCAUUUCACCUUGGCCCUGCAUACAGAGCUACAAAAUAAAUUAGAGACCUUUGUGGAAUGGUGUCGCGAGGAUUUGUCGGAAAAGCGGGAAUAUGUCGAACGGAAAUGUUCGAAAUUAUAUUUUAUGCAGGAUCGUGCGGCAUGGUUGAGAAGUCGUGCCUUGAUUUCUUUGAAUCUGCCAAUAGAGGAGUCCUAUAAUGAUGUGAGCUUCCUGAGGGAUUAUGGACUGAUCUGUGAGGCUUGGCGUCACAUUGUACCCUCUAAUGUGAGGGGGUCCAACGAGCACAUGGAGGCGGUGGAAAUGGUGGCCAUGAUGUCGGAUGUCGUGAUGGAAUUGAUAGCCAAAUUCGAAACCAUACCCAUGGCAGAAAGUUCCGCCACCGAACAACGCCUGCGUCGCCGCCGCAACUAUUUACUUAAGCAAUCGCAGAAUGCCUGUCACAUUGAACGGCGUAUCGAACAAGAAAUGCAAAAGGUUAGGAAAAAUCUUGAACCACCACCGCCAAGGCGAUCCAAACAUCCCAGCAAGUUACCCCGUCUCUACCUCAAAAAACGCCAACGAACCGUACAAAUUCGUGAAACAAAAAUUACCGAACGAGCGAAAUUUUUCUUUAAAGCCUUCCAUGACGAUGAUGCGGAUAUUUUCCACACGAAAACUGAGAUACGUGAUAGCAUCGCUCAGGUCGAUGCGAUACAGGAACAAAUUGUACCCUUCUAUUUUGAUCAUUUUUUGAAAAUGAAUGGCUAUACACCGAAUUAUAAUUUCAAGACACAAAUUGAAAUGCGUGAUGGUUCGGAAUGGGAUCGAUUGAAGGUGCGAGCGGUUAUACCGGAGAUUCAAGAACGAUUGAUGCAAUGGGAAAAUAUGAAGAGGAAGAUAAUGGAGGAUCAUAUCGCUCAGAAUCCGAAAAUGUAUGUGGAUGUGGUGUGA
This is a messenger RNA of Musca vetustissima, 4794 nucleotides long. RefSeq lists its product as uncharacterized. The transcript is spliced from 3 exons. Lineage: Eukaryota; Metazoa; Arthropoda; Insecta; Diptera; Muscidae. The record is from RefSeq and is a predicted model, not a curated record. Bases 1 to 4794 code for a protein of 1597 amino acids.